Molecule: messenger RNA, 1742 nt
Organism: Neopsephotus bourkii (Bourke's parrot)
Lineage: Eukaryota; Metazoa; Chordata; Aves; Psittaciformes; Psittacidae
Gene: TFCP2
Product: transcription factor CP2
Exons: 15
Coding region: 138-1628 (496 amino acids)
Biological process (GO): positive regulation of transcription by RNA polymerase II
Cellular component (GO): nucleus
Molecular function (GO): RNA polymerase II cis-regulatory region sequence-specific DNA binding; DNA-binding transcription activator activity, RNA polymerase II-specific
Source: RefSeq, a predicted model, not a curated record
CGGAGGGGCUCGGGGCAGGCGCGGCCCCUCGGAGGGGUGUGAAGGGGCAGCGGGCCGGGGCUUGGGGGUCCCGGGUCAGAGAGGCCGGAAGGAGCCGCUCCAAGCGCUCGGUGACCCCGGGAGAAGCGGGGAGCAGCAUGGCCUGGGCGCUGAAGCUGCCGCUGGCCGACGAGGUGAUCGAGUCCGGGCUGGUGCAGGACUUCGACGCGAGCCUGUCGGGCAUCGGGCAGGAGCUGGGCGCCGGGGCCUACAGCAUGAGCGACGUCCUUGCCCUGCCCAUCUUCAAGCAGGAAGAGUCGAGUUUGCCUCCCGAGAACGAGAACAAGAUCCUGCCUUUCCAGUACGUGCUGUGCGCAGCCACGUCGCCUGCCGUGAAGCUGCAUGAUGAAACCCUCACCUACCUGAACCAAGGGCAGUCCUAUGAAAUCCGGAUGCUGGACAACAGGAAGAUCGGGGAGCUGCCGGAGAUCAAUGGGAAGCUGGUGAAGAGCAUAUUCCGGGUGGUGUUCCACGACCGGCGGCUGCAGUACACGGAGCACCAGCAGCUGGAGGGCUGGCGCUGGAACCGGCCUGGGGACAGGAUCCUGGACAUCGAUAUCCCAAUGUCUGUGGGCAUCAUUGACCCCAGAGCAAACCCAACUCAGCUCAAUACUGUGGAGUUCCUAUGGGAUCCUUCCAAGAGGACUUCUGUGUUUAUCCAGGUGCACUGUAUUAGCACCGAGUUCACCAUGAGGAAGCACGGAGGAGAGAAGGGGGUGCCCUUUCGGGUCCAGAUCGACACAUUCAAGGAGAACGAGAAUGGGGAGUACACGGAGCAUCUGCACUCUGCCAGCUGCCAGAUCAAGGUCUUCAAGCCCAAAGGAGCUGAUCGGAAGCAGAAGACGGACAGGGAGAAGAUGGAGAAGCGAACACCUCAUGAGAAAGAGAAGUACCAGCCUUCCUAUGAAACCACAAUCCUCACCGAGUGCUCCCCCUGGCCAGAGAUCACCUACGUCAAUAACUCCCCAUCCCCUGGCUUCAACAGUUCCCACAGCAGCUUUUCCAUUGGCGAAGGCAAUGGCUCUCCGAACCACCAGCCCGAGCCCCCUCCUCCCAUCGCAGAUAACCUUCUGCCCACCAGCACGCCACAGGAGGCCCAGCAGUGGCUGCACCGGAACCGGUUCUCCACCUUCUCACGGCUCUUCCGGAACUUCUCCGGUGCAGACCUGCUGAAGCUCACCAGGGAGGACGUGAUCCAGAUCUGCGGCCCCGCGGAUGGCAUCAGGCUCUUCAACGCGCUGAAGGGCCGGAUGGUGCGGCCCAGACUGACCAUCUACGUGUGCCAGGAGUCCCAGCAGCUCAGGGACCUCCAGCAGAAGCACGAGGACGGGGACACAGUGACCAGCACGUUCUUUGUGUACCACGCCAUCUACCUGGAGGAGCUGACGGCCGUGGAGCUGACGGAGAAGCUGGCCCAGCUCUUCAGCAUCUCCUCCCAGCAGAUCAGCCAGAUCUACAAGCAGGGCCCGACGGGGAUCCACGUGCUCAUCAGUGACGAGAUGAUCCAGAACUUCCAAGACGAGUCCUGUUUCGUUCUGGACACCAUGAAAGCUGAGACCAAUGACAGCUACCACAUCAUCCUGAAGUAGGAGGGCCCGGCAGGAGGAGCACUCGCCAUCCUCCCAUCACCACUGGAGACCCUUCCCUUCCAGCACAAGGACACGAGCAGAGAUCUGGGGACUCAGAGCAUCCCCUGCAAAGCC